GUACGAAGUGAGUCAGUCAGGGCCACAGAAACAUGUGAGUGACGUCACUCGAGAAUCUUAAUCCUCCGCCGUCAAAAAUGCUAUCCAGACGAGCAGCCACUAUUCGAGCCUCCGCGGGAUUCCCACAUCGCCGAUCGGUUCUCUGUAAUAGAAAAUGUCUUCUCCGUUCGUCAAGACUUAUCUUUUUGCUUACAAUUUCCUCCAAGCUUCUUCAUGGACGAUUUCGCUUCUCAGUAUCUUCAGCGGCUGUUUAUCGAGCAAGGCGAUCAAUGGCGCUUACGCUUCUGCUGGACACUUGAUAAGUGUGAUGCAAUUUGCUUCUGUUGUUGAAGUUCUUCAUGGAGCCAUGGGAAUAGUCCCGAGUGGAUUCUUGUCUCCGCUGAUGCAAUGGAGUGGAAGAACCCACUUCAUAUUGGCCAUUGUUGGACAGAUCAACGAGGUCCAGGAUUCGCCAUGGCUGUCAAUAACGCUUGUAGCUUGGUGUCUCGGCGAGAUGAUCAGAUAUCCUCACUAUGCUUUAACAUGUCUCGGUAGAUGUCCCUAUUGGCUAACUUAUCUCAGGUAUACAGGAUUCAUCAUGAUCUAUCCAACGGGGCUAAUGGGUGAACUGUUGAUCAUGUACAAAGCGCUUCCAUAUGUUAAAGAAAGGAACCUCUACGCAAAUUUCUUCUCUGUUUUCCCCUUCAGUUACUAUGAAUUCCUUUGGGCCGUGCUCUUGGUCUACCCGUUCCUUUGGUUGAAGCUUUAUCUCCAGCUGUUCAAACAAAGAAAGUCCAAGCUUGGAAAAGCAGAGAAACAUCACGGCAAGAGAAAGAGAAUGUGAAAGUGCAUUCAGUCAUCUCCUCAGAUAUGUAUCUUAUCUUUGAAUUUGUGCACUGAUUUGUCCCCAAAACGCAGUUUCAGACUUGAAGUACUUACUGUUUUGAAUUAUGAACUACGUCCUUAAAAAACAAAAGAAAAACCAGAAAGAGUUUCAUCUUCAGUCAAACUAAUUAAUGAAUUUAGUUUUUGGUCGAUCGAA
Molecule: messenger RNA, 1021 nt
Organism: Eutrema salsugineum
Lineage: Eukaryota; Viridiplantae; Streptophyta; Magnoliopsida; Brassicales; Brassicaceae
Product: very-long-chain (3R)-3-hydroxyacyl-CoA dehydratase 2
Exons: 9
Coding region: 155-823 (222 amino acids)
Biological process (GO): fatty acid elongation; very long-chain fatty acid biosynthetic process; sphingolipid biosynthetic process
Cellular component (GO): endoplasmic reticulum membrane
Molecular function (GO): 3-hydroxyacyl-CoA dehydratase activity
Source: RefSeq, a predicted model, not a curated record